CAUCGAUCUACGCAUCGUUCUUCAAUUCUUCUUUUCACUUCUUUACAUUGCGUCUAGUACGCACGUCGCUCCUUUUCUGUGUUCAAGAUGUACUUCUCUACAUUCAUUUCUGCUGCUACCCUCUUUCACCUCUCCAUAGCUGGCUAUGUUCUCGAAGAUGACUACAUGAAAGACUUUUAUCAGCAAUUUGACUUCUUCACUGCACCUGACCCAACCAAUGGCUUCGUGAAGUAUGUUGACCAAGCUACCGCUCAAAGCAGCGGCUUGAUCAAUGCUACCAACUCCGGCGCAGUAUCUUGGGGUGUAGAUAGCACCAACAAGACCCCAAAUGGCAGGCCGAGCAUCCGUCUCACCAGCAAAAAGACGUAUAACAGCGGGCUGGUAGUGUUGGAUGUGGCGCAUAUGCCAACAGGAUGUGGAACAUGGCCUGCCUUUUGGAUGGUUGGACCAUCGUGGCCUACCAAUGGAGAGAUCGAUAUCCUCGAGGGCGUCAACGAGCAGGAAACGAAUGCUAUGACACUUCAUACUGGCGCCGGUUGCUCUAUUUCCUCUGAUGCCGGAGCAUUUGCGGGUGAGAUCGCAACCUCCAAUUGCGAUGUGAAUGCGGCGAACCAGGAUAAAAACGCAGGAUGCUCUAUCAAGGCCACCUCGAAGAAUACCUAUGGUGCCGGGUUGAACGCCAACAAUGGUGGCGUAUAUGCUACUCUGUGGACGGAUCAAGCCAUCAGCGUGUACUUCUUCCCACGUGGAUCGAUCCCGGCUGAUGUCACUGGCGAUUCUCCCGAUCCAACUACCUGGGGGAAGCCUGCUGCCAAAUUCGCGGGCGCUUGCGACAUCCCAUCCAUCUUUAAACAGCAGCAGAUCGUCUUUGACACAACGUUCUGUGGUGACUGGGCUGGUCAGGUCUGGAGCAGUGGCUCAUGCGCUUCGAAAGCAGACACUUGCAAUGCUUUUGUGCAAAACAACCCCUCUGCUUUCGCGAACGCUUACUGGACUAUCAACGCGCUGAAGGUGUACCAGGACAACGGCAAUGGUCCCGCACCGUCAGGCCCAGUUUCUUCCGUGGUUCCACCCGUAUCUAGCAUCGUACCCCCAGUUUCGAGUGUGAUUCCACCAGUCUCUAGCAUCAUCCCCCCCGUUUCAAGCAUCAUCCCUCCUGUCUCCAGCGACCUUCCCUCAAUCUCUGUCCCAAUUCCAAAACCCACCACUCUGGCAACUGUAGCAGUCUCCACAGGCGAUGCCCCUAGCACAUCAGCCGUCGGAGCUCAGCCUACCCAAGUUGGCCCAAUGGGCGGCUUCAGCUUCCCACACAAGCAGCCAUCUGGCGCUAGCACUAUUGCAGCCUCUUCGGCAACCCCCUCAACUCCAGGCAAGAGUACCGGAGCCCCAGCGGCCAGUUCGUCCGCGGUUGCAAGCACCGUAGUCCCAGUACCAAGCGCUUCCGCGCCGCUGAACCCAGGUAGCUCAGCAACCGUCCCAACCCCUUCGGAAAACACGGUCGCAGGCGUAGUAUCGGCUUCAUCUACACCCUGCACCUCCACAGUAGCAGUCCCUGUCGUCACCGACAUCAUUUCCAAAAAGAUCGUCGAAACUGUAUACCAAACUGUCGUCGUUACCGUCCCGUAUCCAGGCGAGACACCAGCUCCAGCAGCGAGGCGAGCGAGACAUGUUAGGGAGCAUAGGCGAAGGCAUAACCCUCAUUAA
Molecule: messenger RNA, 1704 nt
Organism: Lindgomyces ingoldianus
Lineage: Eukaryota; Fungi; Ascomycota; Dothideomycetes; Pleosporales; Lindgomycetaceae
Exons: 4
Coding region: 88-1704 (538 amino acids)
Biological process (GO): glucan catabolic process
Molecular function (GO): hydrolase activity, hydrolyzing O-glycosyl compounds
Source: RefSeq, a predicted model, not a curated record